Molecule: messenger RNA, 1353 nt
Organism: Penaeus monodon (black tiger shrimp)
Lineage: Eukaryota; Metazoa; Arthropoda; Malacostraca; Decapoda; Penaeidae
Gene: l(3)73Ah
Product: polycomb group RING finger protein 3-like
Biological process (GO): regulation of transcription by RNA polymerase II
Cellular component (GO): PRC1 complex
Source: RefSeq, a predicted model, not a curated record
UUUGUUGACACUUUUCGGAGCAGAACAAGUGCGAGAGUCAGAAGUUUUUUCUCGUAAUUUCGUGUAAAAUCCCAGGAAAGACACAAAAUCGAGACUUUUUUUUCUCCUCUCGCGGAAGCAGUUCUAUUUUUUUGAAGAGAUAUGUCCGUGGCAAAGGAAUUAUAGCAAAAGCAUAAUGGAGAGAAGAAUCAAGCUGAAAACCCUGAAUGAGCAUAUUGUGUGCGCGAUAUGCUCAGGCUACUUGGUAGACGCAACAACAGUCACAGAAUGUCUUCAUACCUUUUGCAAAUCCUGUUUAGUGAAACACCUGGAGGAGCGGAACACCUGUCCAACAUGUGACAUAGUCAUUCAUCAGUCCCACCCCCUAAAUUAUAUCUCAUUUGACCGCACAAUGCAGGACAUUGUGUUUAAACUGGUUCCCAUGUUACAAGGUGAUGAAUUAAAACGAGAGAGAGAAUUCUACCGAGCCAGAGGGGAAGUGUGUCCUAAAGAUCUUCCACAAGCUAAUGAAGAGGAGCUCCAGCAAGAUGAUAAGGCUGUGAAUGAUACAGACUACCAUAGAUUAGAUGAACAGGUUAACAUCUGCUUGGAGUGCAAGUGCCCUACCUUGGCUCCAUUGAAACGCAGAUUUAUCCGCUGCUCGGCACAAGCAACCAUAACGCAUCUAAAGAAAUUCUUAGCACUUAAGGUCUUAGAAGGACCACAGAAAUAUAGAGAGAUUGACAUAAUGUGCAAUGAUGAGAUGCUCGGCAAGGAUCACACCCUCAAGUUCGUACAGGUGACGCGCUGGAGGUUUCGAAGUCCACCGCUAAUGCUCUCUUACCGGCCGAGGAUUGAUAUUUUACACGAUUAAGGAGUAGAUUAAUAAGACAUACUUAUAAGGAAUUGGACAAAAUGGUUUCCUGCCAAAUGGAUUUCGUUACAUGGUUUCUGAUUGUAUUUUAUAUAUAUUUCAGUUGUAAUAUGUUUUUAUUUAUUUACUUUGGAGGAUUAUCUUAUUAUUCAUUUUGGUUUGAAAAGUCAAGAGUAAUUCAGAUCACUUGUGCAUGUUGCAUUUGAAUCAAAAAAUAUAUAUGGAGUGGUUUAUUAAGUGUUUGAGUUGGGAUACAACAAAAACAAUAGUAGAGAAUCGUAAUUUUAUUUCAAUGCAAUAAGUGGUUUGUUGAGGCAACGUGGAUUGUGCAAAAUUGAUUGAUCCUUUCUCAAGAUUAUUUUCUGGAAUAGCAUGAUAGCUAAAAGAUGAAACCAUUAACAUAUCUUAAAGAACUGAGUGAGUAUUUCCAAUAUAUUUUGGUAUCCAAAUUUAUGUAUGAUCAAAAACUGACAAUAACACUUCAACUUUUAUAUGAUAAA